AUGCACCCGAGCCAAAAAAGCAUAAGCAGAGCAGAGCAAGGAGCAAAAGCAAAGAUGGCUACUACCUCUCCCUCCCACGAGAAUAAUAUCAACUCCUCCUCACCCGAGGAAGAGGACAGCGACAACCUCCAGAUCAUCUUCGAGCCCGAAGACGACUCCUUCUUCUCCCUCGUCACCAACCCCAGCAGCGGCACGACCACCCCUCGACAGGACACAAUGAAGGAGGUUCAGGUGCCCAAGCAUCCCAUCCCCUCGAUGCAGGCCGCCUUUGCGGAAUCCAUGCACGAGUCCUCUGCGGCGUCGACCCCGACCAUACCGAAGAACCGAGUGGGCAAUGCGGCUGCGAGGAGGAAACUCCUGAUCGAUCAGGAUGUCAGCGAGGAUACACAUGCGUCGAGGUGGAAGCAGAAACCGGGUCAGCAGUACCACGAGCUGUGGAAGCUCAUGGCGCAGAUCUCCUUUGGGGUGUACCUCCUCAUCAACGGGAUUGCCAAAGACGACGAGCAGGUCAUGAAUAUUCUGCAGGGACAUGUGGAUGAAGUUGACGAGUUCCUGGAAACUACUCUGGAGGAUUUCGAUCUGGCACAAGAGGAUAUCGAGGAGAGGCUGAAGUUCUUGAAACUUCCGCUGGAGAAUAUCAUUAUUUUCGAUGCUAUGCUUGAGGAUCGUAAUUUCAGGCUGCAGAUCGUCAAUGGGAAUGAGAGGAUCGAACACGUUAUCACGAGGACCGCAAAGGCCAUGAACGAAGCUCUGAAAGAUGUGCAGCAGGGUUUGGAUGCUUGCAAGGAGUUCACGAUAUACCUGGCUCAAGAACAGGAAGAGUCCGCGUGGUUGAAGGACAGACCGGAUAUGCAAAAGGUGUUCAUUGCCAUGAAGGGUAAUGUGGAGGGUUGGUACAAGGCCUAUGUGUCACUUCAAACCAAGGGAAAUCAUCUUGGUGUAGCUCUGGUACAACUUGGAUCGAUAGUGGCAGAGAUGGAUCGGAGAGCUGGUGAAAUCAGUCGGAAGAUAAGAUUUAGUAGUGCUUCCCCUGAACCAUCUCCCAUGGCUUCACCACCUGCCUCCCCCGAAUCGAAAUUGAUGCGACAGUCGAUGUUGAAAACCCUUCCUGAAGACCCAAAUAUGAUUACACCAGCAAUUCGAGCGACACUCCCUGCAUUUCAAUUGGUUCAAGACCGAGAACGAACUCCAGAGCCAGACACUAAACGAUAUUCUUCUGAAAAGGAGGAAGAGGACGAGGCAGAAUUCACACUCAAACCACAUACAUACACACCUGUACCAUCGCCAUCACCCUCUCCAAGACCACCCACCGCCUCGGUUCAGGCACCUCCUUCACCCCCUCCAGAGAUCCCCCAACCAAUUCCCGAAAUCCAACCAGUUCCAGAAAUCCGCCAGAGAUCUUCCUUACGGAAACGCUUCUCGCUAGGCAAGAGGAAAGAAUCACCUCCGGAGAUCACCCUACAGGCUCCUGCUCCUUUAGAUACAUACUGGGGUGCUCGUCAACGAGUCACUUCUGCUCAAUCUACACUAUCUGAGCGCCAAAACUCUAUACCACGGGACGGGCAAAACUCCAAUCCUCAUGAGAGACAAAGCUCCACACCUCGAGAGAGGCAAAACUCCAUAUUGGCCGAACGACAAAAUGCUUCACGAGAAAGACAAAACUCUAUCCCCCGGGAGCGACAAACUUCAAUAACCACACCCCCUUCCAGAGGCCUUGACUCGGCAUACUGCUCUGACUUCGAGAAGACCUCACCCCAAACUCUCACCCAACCCACGCCCCUCACACAAACCACCUCACAACAACCCUCCGGCAGUCAACACACCAACGGCUCUCAAACCAACAUCCGCCACCAAUUCGCCCGCGACUUCGUCCCUUCCCCCCGCUCAGACCAGCAAUUCUUCCGCCCCGUCCAAGCCUCCCCCCACUCCCCACUCCAACGCCCCUGGACAGCCGGCCCCUCCAACCCCCUCCACAUGCACUCCAACUCGUCGACGUCCAACCUCUCCUCCCACCGCGACUACCACCACUCUCACACGCCCUCGCAGCUCGGCAAUCGCCGUGGCGUGCCCAGCACGAUGGGCAUGUCCGUCAUGAGCGACAUGACGAUGAUGACGGAGGUGGAUGGAAAUGGCGAUAGGAAGAAGGUUAAGAAGAAGAGGAGUGCGUUUGGCUGGUUGAAGAAGGCAUUUAGUCUGAGUGAGGAGGAGAAGGCGGCGUUCGAGGAGAAGAGGAGGGGAUUGGAGGGGGAGAGGAAGGAUUAUUAUCAGGGGCAGAGGCGGAGGUGGGUGGAUGGGAAGAGGGUGAGAUGA
Messenger RNA from Cadophora gregata, 2310 nucleotides. RefSeq lists its product as uncharacterized. The record is from RefSeq and is a predicted model, not a curated record. The transcript has 2 exons. NCBI's taxonomy places the organism in Eukaryota, Fungi, Ascomycota, Leotiomycetes, Helotiales, Ploettnerulaceae. Bases 1 to 2310 code for a protein of 769 amino acids.